GGUAAACCAUCUUUGAUCAGAGACAUACAAAGAAAGAAACAUAGUAACAGAUAUUAACAACAAUGGCAGCCAGCAAUGUCAUCUACAACCUCUCAAGGUCCUCAUUUCCUCAGUCCCCAGCUUCACACUCCCUCAGUCCCUCUCUCAAAACCUCCAGGGUCUGCUUCACCUCCUCCUCCAACUUCUCCAAGGUUGGCAAUGCGGCGGAGAAGAAUAGGUACUUAAGUUCUCGCCGAGCGUAUGACGACAAGGACUGGAGUACUAAAGCAAAGCAAACCCUGGAAGACGAUGUCGAGAGUGGAAAGCAACGCUUCGAGGAACUAAAAGGAGCAGCGACGGAGUACACCAAAGACACGGUGGACAACUUAAAAGACGCAGCGGCGACUAUAGGGGAGAAGGCCAAGGAGGGAUCGGAUAAGGUGGCUGAGUCAGCGGAGAGUAGUACGGAGAAGGUUAAGGAGUAUGCAGGUGGUGCAACAGAGAAGACAAAAGACGCGGCGGAGACAAUAGCGGCGAAGGCCAAGGAGAACACUAACGAGGUGGUGGACAGCGCUGAAAGUGCAAAGGACAAGACUUGCAAUGCGGUGGAGAGUGGGGCGGAGACGGUGAAAGAUAAGGUGAACGAGGGGACGAGCAAGACAGCUGAGACGGUGAAGAAUAUGAAGUUGUGAAUGACAUAUUUGCAUGUAUGGAUUAAUGGAUACAUGAGCGCGGUGUAGUAGAUUUGCUACGUUAAGGCAAUCCUCUUAACAUUUUGUAUGACAUGAUUAUAAAUCUCUAAUGGUCAUAAAAGCUUUCUGUUG
Molecule: messenger RNA, 803 nt
Organism: Fragaria vesca subsp. vesca
Lineage: Eukaryota; Viridiplantae; Streptophyta; Magnoliopsida; Rosales; Rosaceae
Exons: 2
Coding region: 63-671 (202 amino acids)
Source: RefSeq, a predicted model, not a curated record